Arachis ipaensis is the source of this 1969-nucleotide messenger RNA. RefSeq names its product cucurbitadienol 11-hydroxylase. The record is from RefSeq and is a predicted model, not a curated record. Gene Ontology annotation, biological process: brassinosteroid homeostasis; brassinosteroid biosynthetic process; sterol metabolic process. NCBI's taxonomy places the organism in Eukaryota, Viridiplantae, Streptophyta, Magnoliopsida, Fabales, Fabaceae. Gene Ontology annotation, molecular function: monooxygenase activity; iron ion binding; heme binding.
UAUUUUUUCACUUAUAAAUACAAGUGCAAUUAAAUCUUGUAAGAAAGCGUGGACACAAAUCAAGGAAUAAUGUGGAUACUGAUGGGAUUGUGUAUUGUGGCUGUGUUAGUGAUCUAUGUAUUUCAUUGGAUUAUUAUUCUUACAGACCCAAAAUUCAGAAAUAGAUCUUCUCUUCCGCCUGGUUCAAUGGGUUUUCCAUUCAUUGGAGAGACCCUUCAGUUCAUGAUUCCAAGUUAUUCUUUGGACAUUCACCCUUUCAUCACAAAGAGAAUCCAGAGAUUUGGUUCCAUAUUUCGAACUAGUUUAUUUGGUCAACCAAUUGUGAUAUCAACAGAUUCUGAAUUCAAUAGUUACUUGAUGCAGCAAGAAGGUAAAUUAGUUGAAUUAUGGGCAGGUCCUGCUACUAAGAUUUUUCGACAAUCUGAUGGAUUUAGAAUACCUUUCUCUAACAUCCACAAGUACAUUCGAAGCAUCACUUUAAAUCAUAUUGGUGCUGAAUGCAUAAGAGAAAAGUUGAUUUCUCAAUUUGAAGAAAUGUUUAUAAAGACUUUGCAUCAAUGGUCAACUCAAACAUCAAUUGAUGUUAAACAAUCUAUAACAAAGAUGAACUUUCGCUUCUUUGCAAAGCAUUAUUUUGGAUAUGAUAUUGAAAAUUUAUCUAGCAAUUUUGAAAGGAUAUCAGAAGAAUUAUUCACAGAUUUUACAGAAAGGUUGAAGACAAUUCCAUUAAAUAUUCCAGGAACAAAUUACCACAAAUGUUUGAAGGAAUGGAGAAAAGCAUUUAAAAUUAUCAAAAAUAUUUUGGAGGAAAGGCGCAAUUCGCCAGAAAAAUAUCGAGGAGAUUUUCUUGACCAGGCAAUUAAUGACAUGGAAAAGGACAAAAUUAUGAAUGAUGACCAAAUUGUGUACCUCGUAUUAGGGAUAUGGUUUGCUAAUUCUGCAUCAAUUUCAUCAAUGGCACAAUUAAUCUUCAAGUUUUUAUCAGAGUAUCCUUCAGUCGUGGAAGAACUAAGAGUAGAACAUGAGCAAAUUCUAAGAAGCCGAGACAAAUCAAGAACUUCAUCAUUGACAUGGAAUGAAUACAAAUCCAUGAAAUUUACACAACAUGUAAUGAAUGAGACCCUUAGGUUCUCAAUUUUGCUUCCUGGAAUAUUAAGGAAAACAUUGAAAGAUAUUCACUUUAAAGAAUAUAUAAUUCCUGCUAAUUGGAUCAUCCUGGCUUUUACACCAAAUCUUCAUAUGAACUCAGAAAUAUAUGAGGAUCCACUUACUUUCAAUCCAUGGCGCUGGAAAGAGCUUGACUCCUUCACUGUGUCCAAAAAUUUCAAGCCUUUUGGUGGAGGAUUGACACAAUGUCCAGGAGCUGAGUUAAGUAGAGCUUUCAUAGCCACCUUUCUUCAUGUUUUGGUCACAAAAUAUAGGUGGACAAAAAUCAAGGGAGGAAAAGUUGUUCGGAAUCCUAUUUUGGAAUUUAGUGAUAGAAUUCACAUCAAGAUUUGGGAGAACCGUGAGAAAACUUAAAGCUUUAUUCAAGUUCAAAAAGAAGAGAAGAGACAUCAAUAAUUCAAUAUGCUAAAUUAAAUAAAUAAACUAUGAGCUUUGAAUUGUCAACUCAAUGCUUAAAAAGAUCUCUCCUUCUAUUUGAAAUUGUGGUGUUUUUUUUUUUUCACGGUAUUUCUCAACUCGGUAAGAUAAGGACUAAUUCGCCGAGCUCCAUUUAAGGGUUUGUCACUGGCCAAAGGGUUGCUGCACGUACAAUGCGAUAUUCAAAGUCAUCACUAUCAAUGUUCGUAAAAGUACUAUAUAUAUGAGAGGUUUUAAGUUGUAGUUUAAUUUGCACAAUCAUUGUUGUGGUUGUUGCAAUGCAAAUCUCUUAAAUUGUUUUUAUAACUUCAAAUUAAUUUUGUCUAUUGUGAACCAUUGUAGCCUUGAUAUGGUUAGUUAAGGGCCUGAUACACUUAGAUUGCAA